Molecule: messenger RNA, 2895 nt
Organism: Peromyscus eremicus (cactus mouse)
Lineage: Eukaryota; Metazoa; Chordata; Mammalia; Rodentia; Cricetidae
Gene: Ankle1
Product: ankyrin repeat and LEM domain containing 1
Exons: 10
Coding region: 1-1569 (522 amino acids)
Molecular function (GO): protein binding; endonuclease activity
Source: RefSeq, a predicted model, not a curated record
AUGGCCGCUGCGGCCCGGCAACUGCUGGCAGCACUGCGCGAGGAGGAGCCGCGGGCUGUGGAGGAGCUGCUGCGCCUCGGGGCCGACCCCAGCCUGGUGCUGGAGGAUGGCGCGGCGGCGGUGCACCUGGCCGCCCGAGCGCGCCACCCGCGCGCCCUGCGUUGUCUCGGCAUCCUGCUGCGCCGGGGCGCGGACCCCAAUGCUCGGUCCGCUGAGGCGCUGACGCCCGUGCACGUGGCCGCCGCGUGGGGCUGUCACGGUGCCCUGGAGCUGCUGCUGAGCCGAGGGGGCGACCCCACGCUGAGAGACCAGGACGGGCUCCGGCCCCUGGACUGGGCGCUGCAGCAGGGACAUCACAACUGCGCACGCGUGCUGCGGGACCUGGACACGCCCACCCGAACCCGGGAGGAGACCCCGAAGUCCGCCAGACGUGUCUUUGCGGGGUCUCCUGGCAUCUCUACACCUCCGGAUGUGUCACUGGACUCGGGGCAGCACAGGCGCAGAGCUGAGCCGGCGGCUGCCGGGAAGGUGGUGGUGGAGCCCCGGAGCCCCGAGGCUACCGGGAGCCCAGACCGCAGCAGCGACUCCUUCGUCACCGCGUUGGAGGACUCUCUGCAGCCCCGGCACCCUGCGGGGACACCGGGGCCUGCGGGCAGCCCAUGGCUGUCCUGUGGGGCCGAGGUGGCUGGGCACGGGGCACUAAGCUGCCAGCUGCAGGCCCUGAAGUUGACCACAGAGGCCACCAAUGUCCCCUCCCUGCCUGGGGAUGGGGAUCCGGGGGCCUCGCACCCACAAGGCCCGGUGCCUCCCAUGUCUGACCUGCAGCUGCUCCAGGCCCUGAGGGCGCUGGGCUACAGUCCUGGCCCGGUCACUCCUUUUACCCGAAGACACUACCUGCGGCGGCUGCAGGAAGCCCAGGCUAGCCCGGGUGAGUCCCUUAGCGGGCACAGUCCAGAACUGGCCGAGGCGCUGAGGACAGGCCACAUCCCUGACUGCCAGGCGGAUGAGGCUGCCCUGGCUCGGCACUUUCAGCAUCCGGAUCCCGCAGAGAGGUGGCGGGAAGGCGCUGCAAAGUCCAGCUUUACAUAUCUUCUUCUCGACCCCAGGCAGACGCAGGGCCUGCCCACCCGAGCCUCCUCCCUCACUCUGACCGAGUGUCUGCGAUGUUUCGUGCAAGCCAUCUUCUAUGUGGGCAAGGGGACCCGUGCCCGGCCAGAUGCCCACCUCUGGGAAGCCCUUGGCUACCGUGAGCGGCCAGGGAAAAAGGCCUGUCCCAAGGUCCGCCGGAUCUUGGAUAUCUGGGACAGCGGCCGCGGAGUCAUCUCCCUACACUGUUUCCAGCACGUGGUGGCCGUGGAGGCGUACACGCGGGAGGCCUGUCUGUUGGAUGCCCUAGGGAUCCAGACACUAACCAACCAGAGGCAGGGGCACUACUAUGGAGAGGUGGCCUCCUGGCCACCCACGCAGCGGCGGUGUUUGGGCGUGCACCUGCUACAUCGGGCUCUGCUGGUGUUCCUGGCUGAGGGGGAGCGAGAGUUGAGGCCCCAGGACAUCCAGGCCCGAGGCUAAGUGCUGAGGACGUGACCAUGAAGCCUGAGCCUCUGGGGUGUCUGAGCAUCCCAGGGGCAGGUCCCUGCCUGUGUCCCCAGCUCUGGCUUCAAAGGCAUAGUGUGUGUGUGUGUGUGUGUGUGUGUGUGUGUGUGUGUGUGGUGUGUGCGUGCGCAUGUUUGCUUGCAUGUGAAAGUGUGUAUAUGUGUGCUUAAAUAUGUGAGUGAUGGUAUGUCUCGGUGCUUCUGGAUGGGUAGUGAGCUUCCCAUCGUGGGAGGUAAACCAGCUGAGGGGGCAGAAGAUACUCUAGAACAUUCUGCUCUGUUUCCAUGUCUCAUCUUUUGAUGGAAGGAGGGCUUGGAAGAGAGAUCAGGCUAGGCGUGUUGGUAGUGGUCCAGCACAGUCUUUGGGAGGAUGGGGCAGGAGGAUGCUAGUUGGAGACCAGCCUGGGCAUCUCAGUGAGACUGGAAACUGACUUGUGUUUAUGUUUGGUUAGAGGCCUCGGUGUGUGUUUGGUGGUGACAGUCCUUCCCCUGUGGGUGUCCACAGGCUGGGCCCCUGGAGUGUUGUAGGAGCCCCAGGUCCCACCUGUGCUCUUGGGAGCACAGCUAAGAUCAAUCAAAGCCGAAGGGCUUGGACUGACUGCUUUGUGUGUGUGUGUGUGUGUGUGUGUGUGUGUGUGGUGUCCCCAGGGCUUCCUCUCUGUAGCCCUGUGCUGUGUCUGGCCCCUUGCUCUCCAAGCAUCCGGCCAGCAUGAAGCUGUGGCCUGCCUACUUGGUCCUCGCCCUUCUCCACCGAGUGCCUGUCUUCCUCGGUGAGCUCCAGGAAAGCACCCAGCAGGAUCUGCGGGCACACCGGGAAGUCCCUCCUGAUGUCUACCCUUCAGCCCCACCCAGUAGGAUCCUCAGGAUGGCCUGUCGCCCUGCUGGAGCCUCACCAGGAUGUCAGGGAAGCUCUGCCCUCCUCUCCCCGAAGGCUGCCCGUCUGUCUUGGGCCACAUCACCUGGAAGCCCACUGAGGAAGAAUAGUCCUCCGGAGCAUCUAGCACCCUGCCCUGGCAGAGGCCACACUCAUCCAUAAACCACACCCACCAUAACCCUACCCUCUUAAACCAAACCACAUCAAGGCUCGUUGCCUAGAAACCAUACUCACCUGGAAGCUGUGGACCUGUGGCAGCCCUGUUCACUUGGAUUCACACAUCGAGGACCAUGCCCUCCAGAAGCCAUGCCCCCAGGCUCCAUACCCCUGACUGCUGCUUCAGUCUGGAGCCUCAAGAUCACAGCCCUUCCGGUUCACUUAAGUGCUAGCUGGGGGCUGGCUGUGGGCCAGGAACCAGGUUCCCAGAUU